ACUGCAAGCACGCAUACUCUGCAGCUCAUUGAACACAUGACAAGACUGUCACCAUUGGCAGCGCAGCCUAUGGACUGAGUUGCAAUCAAUGCAGCGUUUAUCGGCUGUCAACGCAGGUGCAGGUUUACAUUAGCGUUAUGUGGGCGCCUAACGAUAUAAAUACUACAUUCGAUUUUAAGAACGGUAUCAGUUCUUUAACGCACUCAAUCAAUACAGACCUUCAAAUAACAAACAAACAGCUUUAAAAAUGUUCAAGUUGGUGGUAUUGUCUGCUCUCCUGGCCGUAGCUGCUGCUCGCCCUAGUCUCAUCGAAUCCCACCCAGUGGUGCAAUUGGCACCUGCCGUCAGCGUGGCCGUGCAAGAGCCUGUGCUCACCAAAGUGGGCUCUGUGGUGAAGAGCAUCCCCACUGCUGUCUCCCACCAGAGCUCCACCAUUGUGCACAGCUCAGCGGUCGCUGUUCAGGAUAUUGUUGCACCUGCUGUGAGAACUAGCGUAGUGUCCGCUCCAGCAGUGGUACAAACUGUUGCUGCUGCUCCUUUGUUACAAUCAACAGCCGUGCAACAUGUUGUCGCAGCUCCAUUGUUGCAGCACGCUCCAGUUGCUCACUUGUCUGCACCUCUGACUAAUUUGCAUGCCGCAUCCCCUCUCAUUAAUGGCUUAUGGUAAACGAAUUGAGAUUACGACGAUUUAGUUGGACUGCCUGUUUCUUAGCAAAAUUAGCAUUUUUGAUUUCGCCUUAAUUUUUAUUUUCUUAUUAUUAGAAAUUUCUUUCAAAACACAUAUUUAUUAGCGAACUGUUUAAAUUAUAAACGAAUAAACAAAAUUGGAAUGUAUUAAAAUUUAUUUUAUUUCGUCAAUAUACCUAAUAUUUUUACUAGCUCCUCGAGAACUUAGCUAUCUGAAA
Bactrocera oleae (olive fruit fly) is the source of this 905-nucleotide messenger RNA. RefSeq lists its product as uncharacterized. NCBI's taxonomy places the organism in Eukaryota, Metazoa, Arthropoda, Insecta, Diptera, Tephritidae. The record is from RefSeq and is a predicted model, not a curated record.